UUUUGAGCUGUACAUAUGUGAGAGAGAGAGAGAGCGCAUGACAAGGCUUUUGCGGAGGGUCUGUUCUUGCUAGGCGCACUUCCUCUCAUGGAGGGGCACUAAAAAUGCGCUGCCACGUCGCUCAGUUUGUCAUGGGGGGGGGAGCACCCUUUGAGCCGAUGCCGACCAACGCCAUCUGAAUAUGUUGGUAAUCGAGCGGGACGUCGCGGGGCAGUCAUGUGAUGUGACCCCUCCAGAGGGUGGAAAAUGGGAAUGCGAUUGCCUUUUCUGUCGACAGUGUCUUAUUGCACGCUCACCGGUCGGCUAUGGCAAAUACAUUAUAAUCCAGCUGCCCAGUGGGGGGAGGGGGAAGCAUCGGUUUGGCUGGGGGCGGAAGGUCAGGGUUCCACCCGAUCUACAAACAUCGGCGCCAAUUGGAUCUUCGAGCACCCAAAGAGCUGAUGUACGUACAUCGUACGCUUGUAUCUGCGCCACUUCUUCCCGGGGCCCCCUCCUUCUCUCCCAGUCGGCUGAGAGCGACGCUGUCAUGACGGUUUUCGGGCGGAAGGAGGGGGUGCAAACCAGGCCACAAUACGCUUCGGUGCCAGCCGAUGGGCACAGCGGAAUGAAGAGUCGGGAGUUGAGUGGGCGGAGAUGGAGCGAGAGAAGGCAGUGAUUACCAAGGAAGUUUGCGCUGCAUGACAUGACCCUCCCUGUACGUCGACCGUCGACGCAGGC
Molecule: messenger RNA, 717 nt
Organism: Colletotrichum navitas
Lineage: Eukaryota; Fungi; Ascomycota; Sordariomycetes; Glomerellales; Glomerellaceae
Exons: 1
Coding region: 182-655 (157 amino acids)
Source: RefSeq, a predicted model, not a curated record